Messenger RNA from Aspergillus novofumigatus IBT 16806, 1842 nucleotides. RefSeq names its product FAD-dependent oxidoreductase. The transcript has 3 exons. Gene Ontology annotation, molecular function: FAD binding; monooxygenase activity. Lineage: Eukaryota; Fungi; Ascomycota; Eurotiomycetes; Eurotiales; Aspergillaceae. Bases 230 to 1438 code for a protein of 402 amino acids. The record is from RefSeq and is a predicted model, not a curated record.
GCUCACAUCAAUCCGACUCGAAGAUAUCAUCAGCUGAAUGGGGAUAGAAACGGCGAUCCUGAUUCUCUUCUGAUCUACGAAUCUACCAAGCUCCACUGCGGAUAGUGCACCGGUCUGCGGCCCGCACAUAGUACUGCGGUUCGCGGCGGCCAUGAUGAACGAACGAAGUAUAAGACCUCGUCACUAGAUUUUCAGAACGAAUCUCCAAACGUGCAACAAAAUACUCAACAUGCGACUGCAACACCCAAAUACAGACUCAGCAAGCAACAUGCGAUCCACCGGCACAGGCUGGAGACGACUCAGCGUUGGCGUCGUGGGAGGCGGCAUCGGCGGCCUGGCAGCAUCUAUUGCGCUGCGCCGCGCUGGCCACGAGGUAACCAUCUACGAGCGCCAUGAUUUCGCCGGGGAAGUGGGCGCUUCGAUCUCAUGUGCGGCGAACGGCACGCGCUGGCUGCAGGAGUGGAAAGUGGAUAUCGCAAAGGGGGACCCGGUUGUGCUGCGCAAGCUGAUCAACCGCGACUGGAAGACGGGGGAGCCUGUCAGCGUGUAUGAUCUGGAUGGGUAUGAGGAGCGCUGGGGGUACGUGUACUACAUGUUCCAUCGGCAGUACAUGCAUGCCAUGUUGAAGGACUGCGCGAUGCAAGAGGAAGGGGAGGGGACGCCGGUGAAGCUGCUCGUGAACCAUCAGUGCAAGGACAUCGACCUCCAGACAGGGGUGAUCACCUUCGCCAACGGCAAAACCGCCCAGCACGACCUCAUCGUCGGCGCAGACGGCAUCGGCUCCGCCGUGCGUAGCAUCAUCGGUCUAAAGCCGGAGAAGAAACCCGCCGACUCGAGCUGUCUGCACGCCAACGUACGCACCGAGGACGCCGUCCGACUCGGGCUGGUCGAUUACUCGCAGCACAGCGCGCUGGAGUACUGGGGCGGGCAGAACAACAGCUGGGACAAGAUCGUGCUGUCGCCCUGCAACGGCGGCAGCCUGCUCUCGUACUACUGCUUCUUCCCGCGGGAAAAGGGCGAUUUCACGAACCACACUUGGGGCGGCACGGACCGGCCGGUGGAGGAGCUGCUGGCGCCGUAUCCCGAGCUGGACAAGCAGGUUCGGGCGCAUCUGGCGAUCGGGCAGGAGAUCCGGCCGUGGCGGCUGUGGGUGCAUCAGCCGUACCCGUAUCUGGUCCGAAAUAUGGUGUGUCUGUUGGGCGAUGCUGGCCAUCCGAUGAUGCCGCACCAGAGUCAGGGCGCCUGCAUGGCUAUCGAGGAUGCCGCUGCGCUGGGCAUCCUCUUCCGGCCGGACUAUUUUGACGGCAAUGUCGCCGAGGCGCUGCAGGCAUACCAGGAGAUUCGACUACCGCGUGUCACGAAGGUGCAGGCGGCGUCGGCCAAGGCAGCAGUCAAUAUCAACGAGCGGAUUGGUAGUGUACCUCCGGUUCACAGGUGAAGUCGAUGCUAACGUCGACAGGUUUCUCAAGCAACACCAAUAUCCCAAAGUACAAGGUCGCCAGCGAGAAGGACAAGCUGACGAUCGAGGAGAUGAAUGGGUGAGUCGUGACUGUUAAUAGGUUGCCUGCACGCUGUCUAACUUGCGACUCAGAUACGACAUGUACAAGGACGUCGAGGAGGUUCUGGCCAAACGCCGGGGAAAGCCGUUCACGCAGCAGUAUAUCCGAGGUCUUCCCAUUGGAUUGAAGUUAUCGAAUGGCACUGUCGUUGGCCAGCAGCCGUCUGCUCAGGUGAAGCUUUGACGUUUCUCGUGUGUUAUGUGAUAUAUCCUUUGCCCGAUUGAAGCAGGCUUCUUGUAUUUGGUAUUGUACAGAAUGGUGACUGUCUUUUAAUGAAUCUUGC